AUGGUGUAUCUGCUCCAAAAUCAGAAGUUAACUGGACAUAUUGAAGAACAAGCAUCAGUUGGGAAUGCUAGAGCUUUAAAUGCAAUAUUUAAUGGUAUCGAUCUAAAUGGUAUCAAACUUAUAAACUCUUGUAUUACAACCAAAGAAGCAUGGACAAUAUUGGAAGUUGCUUAUGAAGAUUACAAUAAGAGAGUUUUGGAAAUUGCUAAUGAAUUACUGUUGCUUGGUGAGAAAAUUCCUGAAUCUAAGAUUGUGCGCAAAGUACUACGAUCGUUGCUAGGAAAAUUAGACAUGAAAGUCACUACCAUAGAGGAAGCACACAAUAUAACUAAAUUAAAACUAGAUGAGUUAUUUGGGUCUCUGCUUACGUUCGAGAUGGCUAUAUCUCAUAGAGAGAAUAAGAAAGACAAAGGGAUCACUUUUAACUCUGUCUAUGAAGAAGAGACAACAAUAAAUCAAUCUGAUAAUGAAGCAAACAUGAAUGAAUCAAUAGCUCUUCUAACAAAACAAAAUGGUGGUGAGAUCAAUACAAGAAGGUAUAACAAAGUUUCGAACAGGAGUGACAGUGACGAUGGAAGGAAAAAGGAGGGUGAGGGAAGGUUUUUCAGAUGUAGAGAAUGUGGGGGAGUUGGUCAUUAUCAAGUUGAAUGUCCCACAUUUUUAAGAAGACAAAAGAAAAUUUUUCGUGCUACUUUGUCAGAUGAGGACAUUGAUGAUAGUGAAGAAGAUAAUGGCAUGAAUGCAUUCACAGAAGAUUCUGAAGCCAGAGAAAUACAAAAAGAAAGAAUUCAAGAUCUUAUGGAAGAAAAUGAACGAUUAAUGUCUGUCAUAUCAUCUCUGAAGUUAAAAUUGAAAGAAGUCCAGAAUGAAUAUGACUAG
Messenger RNA from Cucumis melo (muskmelon), 879 nucleotides. RefSeq lists its product as uncharacterized. Bases 1 to 879 code for a protein of 292 amino acids. Gene Ontology annotation, molecular function: nucleic acid binding; zinc ion binding. The record is from RefSeq and is a predicted model, not a curated record. The transcript is spliced from 4 exons. Lineage: Eukaryota; Viridiplantae; Streptophyta; Magnoliopsida; Cucurbitales; Cucurbitaceae.